AUGGCAUUUGCUCUGAAAGGAGGCCAGUGUUGCCCAAUUUGCAGUCAAACUUUCUUGGGAACCUCCCUGAAGUAUCAUCUCAAGGCAUGUGCGAGACAAGCGCGAGCGCAGCUGGUCACCUGCUCUUCGUGUAAGCGUCCGGUGCGAAAAGAUGAUCUUCCAGAGCAUCUUGUGCGCUGCAAGCGCAUGCGGAUGGCCGAGGGAGUGCCGGGCAUUGACGACGCUGAGAAGGUGUGGCAGGACAAGUCCAUGUCUUUGCAAACAGCCCUCGCGAAGAUCGAGGCUGGCGAAAUCGGAAGCUUGGACAGUCGCGGUUGCUUCGUCUGCUCCAUCUGCGGACAGCAAGGCUUGGGCUUGCUCCAGAUCGUGGAGCAUGAGGAAGUUUGCCGACAACGUCUGAGCCAGGAAGGCCACGUAUCCGCAGCGAGCGUAUGCUCCCCGACCUUGCCGGCUGAGGAGGGCGUGCAGCUCACCCGCGCGGCCGUCGCCAAAGAGCUGAACCUGCUGAAGACAGAGAUCGCACAGGAAGCUGCGGGUGAUGAGGAGUCGCGCACACUGCUCACACUCACUUUGGACAGGCUCCGGGAUGUGGCACGAAAUGCAUGCUUCCUGGAGGAGAAGAAAUAUCGUCGCCUUCGGCUCUCAAACCCGGCGGUGUCGGAGGCCAUUGGAAGGUGGGAUGCAGCGAAGAGGAUCCUUCAGGCAUUGGGCUUCGAGCUCGUCGCGCAUGCAUCCAAAGCAGGUGCCAGCCCGGAGCCACACCUGAUGCUUCCGGGCCAGCUGUCUUCCAGUGUCUUGCAGGAGUUCUUGGACGCUUUGGAGGGCAAGAAGGAGGUCGAAACUUCGGAGCCGAAUGAUUCCGGGUCGCUGCUGGAGGAGUGCAAGUACUGCCAUCGAAAAUUCCGCUUUGAUCGGAUCGCCAAGCAUGAAACACGCUGCCCGGAGUCGAAACCAAAGCCUGCCAAGCUGGAUGUGGUCCGCAAGUUGCUUCAGGGAACUCCUGGGGAGCAGAAUAUCCCCGCUGCUCGGCAAGAUUUCCUGAGUGGCAAGAAGCUGCCACCCCUCCCUGUCAAGCCAACUGAGCCCUUCUCCAGCACAGAUGUGACUGCGUGCCAAUACUCGCAAAGUCGACGGACAACUCCGAGACAUGCCGCUUCCAUGCCGCUCGAAUCAACUCCAAGGCACACUCCCUCAACUCCACGCGAGGGAUCGGGCACCACCCCGCGACAGCAAAGUCGAAACGUGCGUCGCGGAGGCGCCGCCUCGGUUGCCUCGGGCAGGGCAAGCCGGGCAAGCUCUCGCGAGUCGUUUUCUCGCGACGCGAAAACAGAAGUCACUGCACUGACUGCGCUUGGAAGAGCCGCCAAAGAUCGGCUAGCCAGGGCAAGCAGGUCGAUUAAGGACGUUGUUGCCCAGCCAUCCUACGAUCAACUUGAGGUUGAUGUAUCAAACUGGUUGGACGACUAA
This is a messenger RNA of Symbiodinium sp. CCMP2592, 1467 nucleotides long. NCBI's taxonomy places the organism in Eukaryota, Dinophyceae, Suessiales, Symbiodiniaceae. The record is from the annotation of a GenBank genome assembly.